AUGGCCAACCCUGCAGUGGCCUCCCGUGGAUCUGGACCCAGAAUGUCUCCAAUCAGGGUCCUGGGCUCCAUCCUGCUGCUUGGGUUCCCGCUUGUCUGCCCACAGCCCUCUACUGACCACAGAAAGGUCCCACAGCGGAUGGCGGCGGCGGCUGAGGGCGACGCCGAAGAUGAUGGUGGCGGCUCUCCCGGCAUAUGGGGUACCUGGGGUCCCUGGUCUGCCUGCUCUCGCAGCUGCAGCGGGGGCGUGAAGGAACAGACGCGGCCCUGCCUGCCUGGCUCUGCCCGCACCCCAGCGAGAGCCUUCACGGGCCGCGUGCUGUCAGCUGUGCGCACGUCGGUGCCUCUACACCGGAGCCGCCAGGAGCUGCGCGCCGCGCCCAGCUCUGACGCUGCUGGCGUCCAAGGGCCUGCCUCACUGCGGGGCAGCCGGCACUCCCAGGCCCGCGGCGGCGGAACCCCAACGGAAAGAAGGGGCAGGACUCAGGGUGCCAUCGGCCCCGGACGGUACGGCUAUGGCAAAGCCCCAUACAUCUUCCCGCUGCAGACAGACUCCGCACACACACUCCAGAGGCUGCGGAGGCAGAGACCCCCAUCCCGGCAGGCCAGGGCCCAGGAUGUACCGGUUCCCAGGACUGGUUAUGGCCCUGCAGCCCAGCAGCUCUCCCAUCAUGGUUCUGGUGGCCAUGGUGACCAUGGCCCUCGCUCUGGGCUGCAGGCAGCCAAGGCUUCCAGCUACCAGCUGCCUCUGACCCACAACCAGGGCUUCCCUAUGGCCUCCAGUUUCUUCCAGAGCUCGGAGAGGAGCAGUGGCAGCCAUGGUGCAGGGGCUCCUGGUGUGGCUCAGAGCUUGUCCCAGCCUUCACGCUCCAUGGCCAUCUCCUGCAUUGGUUCCUACCGGCAGUACAAGCUAUGCAAUACCCAGGCAUGUCCAGAGAGCAGCAGGAGCAUCCGGGAGGUACAGUGUGCAUCCUACAACAACAAGCCAUUCAUGGGACGCUUUUAUGAGUGGGAGCCCUUUGCAGAAGUGAAGGGUGACCGCAAGUGUGAACUGAACUGCCAGGCCAUGGGCUACCGCUUCUAUGUCCGGCAAGCUGAGAAGGUCAUUGACGGCACACCCUGUGACCAGAACGGCACAGCCAUCUGUGUGUCUGGGCAGUGUAAGAGCAUCGGAUGCGAUGACUUCCUGGGAUCAGACAAAGUGGUGGACAAAUGUGGAGUGUGCGGUGGAGACAACUCGGGCUGCCAGGUGGUGUCGGGUGUGUUCAAGCGCGCACUGUCCAGCCUGGGCUACCACCGCGUCCUGGAGAUUCCCCAAGGAGCCACAAAAAUCAACAUCACCGAGAUGCACAAGAGCAACAACUAUCUAGCCCUGCGGAGUCGCUCCGGCCGAUCCAUCAUCAACGGAAACUGGGCCAUUGACCGGCCUGGGAAAUACGAGGGUGGAGGAACCAUGUUCACCUACAAGCGCCCCAACGAGAUCUCGAGCACUGCUGGGGAGUCCUUCCUGGCCGAAGGGCCCACCAACGAGAUCUUGGACGUCUAUAUGAUACAUCAGCAGCCCAACCCUGGAGUGCACUACGAGUAUGUCAUCCGGGAUGCCAACACCAUCAGCCCACAGGUGCCACCCCUCAGGAGGCCAGGGCAGCCGUUCAACGGGCAGCUGGUGAAGGAAGAUGGGAGGCAGGACGAGGGGGCAGAGGAGAGGAGCCAGGAGACGCAGGACACGGGUGCCGAGGUGCCUGAGACACUGGCCACAGGAUCAGCCCAGGCCUUCCCCGGCAGGCAGCCUGAGAGGUUCGCCUCCCACCAUCCUGAUCAGCCAGUCCCGGCAGCCCCGCAGCCGCCUCGGCGCAGCCGGAGUCACACCUGGAAACAGCUGGGAACGACGGAGUGCUCGGCCACCUGUGGGAAAGGAUCCCAGUCACCCAUUUUCCGCUGUGUGCACAGAAGCACGCAUGAGGAGGCGCCCGAGAGCUACUGCGACGCCAGCAUGAAGCCGAGCCCUGAGGCAGAGCCGUGCAACAUCUUCCCCUGCCCGGCCUACUGGGACAUUGGCGAGUGGUCACAGUGCAGCAAGACCUGCGGCCUCGGCAUGCAACACCGCCAAGUGCUGUGCCGCCAGGUGUAUGCCAACCGCAGUCUCACGGUGCAGCCCUACCGCUGCCAACACCUGGAGCGGCCUGAGACCACCAGCACCUGCCAGCUCCAGAUCUGCAGCGAGUGGCACAUCCGGGCCGACUGGACCUCGUGCUCCGUGCCCUGUGGCGUGGGCCAGCGGACCCGUGACGUAAAGUGUGUGAGCAACAUCGGGGAUGUGGUGGCCGAUGAGGAGUGCAACAUGAAGCUGCGGCCCAGCGACAUUGAGAACUGCGACAUGGGACCUUGUGCCAAGAGCUGGUUCCUCACCGAGUGGAGCGAGCGGUGCUCAGCGGAGUGCGGGGCUGGAGUACGGACGCGCUCGGUGGUAUGUAUGGCCAACCACGUCAGCAGCCUGCCCCUGGAGGGCUGUGGGGACAACCGGCCAGCGGAGGCCACACCCUGUGACAACGGACCCUGCACGGGCAAGGUGGAAUGGUUUGCAGGGAGCUGGAGCCAGUGCUCCGUGGAGUGUGGCCCUGGGACACAGCAGAGGGAGGUGAUCUGUGUGAGGAAAAACGCAGACGCCUUUGAAGUGCUGGAGCCCUAUGCGUGCGCCUUCCUGGAGCGGCCCCUGAGCCGGCAGCCGUGCCACCUCAAGCCAUGUGGUGCCACGUGGUUCAGCACCGAGUGGAGCAUGUGCUCCAAGAGCUGCCAGGGUGGCUUCCGAGUCCGGGAAGUGCGGUGCCUGUCGGAUGACAUGACCCUAAGCAAUCUCUGUGACCCACAGUUGAAACCGGAAGAGAGGGAGUCCUGUAACCCCCAGGACUGCGUCCCUGAAGUUGAUGAGAACUGCAAGGACCAGUACUACAACUGCAACGUGGUGGUGCAGGCGCGCCUGUGUGUCUACAGCUACUACGAGACUGCCUGCUGCGCCUCCUGCACGCGGGGAGCCCAGCGGCAAACCAGCUUCCUGGGGAGCAGAUAA
Messenger RNA from Ochotona curzoniae (black-lipped pika), 3066 nucleotides. RefSeq names its product thrombospondin type 1 domain containing 4 (gene THSD4). Gene Ontology annotation, biological process: extracellular matrix organization. Bases 1 to 3066 code for a protein of 1021 amino acids. The transcript is spliced from 17 exons. Lineage: Eukaryota; Metazoa; Chordata; Mammalia; Lagomorpha; Ochotonidae. The record is from RefSeq and is a predicted model, not a curated record. Gene Ontology annotation, molecular function: metalloendopeptidase activity. Gene Ontology annotation, cellular component: extracellular matrix.